Molecule: messenger RNA, 1605 nt
Organism: Podarcis raffonei (Aeolian wall lizard)
Lineage: Eukaryota; Metazoa; Chordata; Lepidosauria; Squamata; Lacertidae
Exons: 4
Coding region: 1-1386 (461 amino acids)
Source: RefSeq, a predicted model, not a curated record
AUGGAGAACCCUUCUGCCCUCAGCCCAGCCCAAGCAGCCGACUUAACUGUCAUUGCCCAGAUGUUGAACAACUCCACCCUGGCCAGCCUGGCUCUUGGGGUUGUGAAGAACUUUAAAAACUAUGGCUCGCUCCGUGAAUAUUUGUCCAGGCUCAAAGGCCCUCCCUGCAAGAGUUACAAGCCCGCAGAAAUCUUGUCUAUGUGUCAAGGACCUUCCCCACUGGCUGCUCUCACCCCUGAAAGCCAGCAAGAGCUUUUGGACAAUGUAUUUCUCUUCCUCAAGAAAGGAGGAGGUUCAAUGGACUCCUCUCAGUGGAACGAAGUCUACCACCUUUUGCUCUCCAACUUCCUACCGACUCUGGGGACAUCCCGCCACCCCCAAUCAUCCUCCAAGGCAACAUGUGAACUCUUCCAUUCCACAAUGAAGGAGAUCGUCGCACUUCACCCCAGCCUUACUAAACGGCAGGAAGAACUUGCAGGGGUCAAAAGCCUUUGCCUCCUGGGUGAUCAUCAACCCAAACCCACAGCAGCAACACAAAUCCCUGGAAGAACUGCCAAUCACCCCCCUGGAGGUGCCAAAACUCAGAACGUUGCAAAUGUCACAGGUGAUGCCCCUGGGCAAUCUGCGUCUCGCAGUCCUGGAGAUGCCACCACUCUUCCAACCGAGGUCCCUGCAGCUGCCACAGGGGCCAUCCAGGGAGGUGCUUCAACCCUCUUCCCUGGGAGAGAGGCUGGAGGCAUCUCUGGCAGUGCCCGAACUCUCCACCCAGGAGGCAACACAGGAUGGAUGGCUGGAUGGUCUGCAUCUUGCACUUCGAGACAGACUACCACUCCCACCCUUGGAAGUGCCAUAGGCAAUACCCCUGACGUCACAAGAAGCACCACAAGCAGCGUCCCUGCUGCUCCUACAACACACACCCCUGAGAGUGCUAUGGGCCACAUCCCUGGAAAUUCCACAGGCAUCAUCCCUGGUGGUGGUACAACUCACAUCCCUGGAGGCACAACCAGCAACGUUACUAGAGGAGCCUCAACUCAAGUCCCUGGUGGAGCAACAGGCAACACCACUGGUGGUGGUGCAAUUGACCUCCCUGGUGGAGCAACAAGCAACAUCCCUGGUAGUUCUGCAACUCACAUCCCGGGAGCUACUGAAACUUCAGUUCAUGGAAGCUCAAACAGCAACAUUCCUGGAAGCACUACAGCUCCCGUUCCUGGAAGGGAUACAGCAUACAGUCAGCGUAUCCCGGGAGCAACUUCUGUCGCUGCUGGCAAUACAACUCACAACCCUGGAAAUGUCUCUGGAGGUGCCCCUGCAUAUGCAUGGACUCACCCAGUCCUAUUUUUCGCCUGCCUUCUCCUCCCUUGCUUUAUUGUAACCAUUUCCCCAUAGUGCACCUCUGUUUCACAACCCACCUGCAAAUUUGCCUAAAUAAGAGACACUCUUUGGAAUCAGACUACAGUGUUGUGUAUCAGUGCCUUUCCAGAUUAACUGAUAGCAGUUUUCUAGCAUCCUGCUACUCUGGAAUCUUGAAUUUGUUGUGUUUGAUUACACAGAAUAUAUUUAUCAUGCAAUAAAUCAUCCGUCCAGCCAAUGGUGCACAUCAAAGUA